Cyprinodon variegatus (sheepshead minnow) is the source of this 3982-nucleotide messenger RNA. RefSeq names its product male-specific lethal 2 homolog (Drosophila) (gene msl2a). The record is from RefSeq and is a predicted model, not a curated record. The transcript is spliced from 3 exons. Gene Ontology annotation, cellular component: MSL complex. Gene Ontology annotation, molecular function: ubiquitin protein ligase activity. Lineage: Eukaryota; Metazoa; Chordata; Actinopteri; Cyprinodontiformes; Cyprinodontidae. The coding region runs from base 862 to 2694 and encodes 610 amino acids.
CCUGUCCAGAGAGGGGCUGGUGUGAGGGAAAAGUGGUUAAUCGUACGAUUGAUGCACUUAUUAAAAUACAGCAAAUUAGCCAUGGUUAGGUCGCCGCUUUUCACGCAUUUAUGCAAAGCGUACAUCAACUGCAGGGCUUCGGGUUGCAGCUCGCAUAUUACUUUACUGCGUGACGUAUAAAACGUUCCUAGUGUGCAAGUGAUACGGUUAAAUCUCCGCUAGCUAUGCUAAUGCUAACUCCUUAGCUUUGUUUACAUAUAUUGCGCGCCUGGUGGAUAAUAUCCGAUCACACAAAUUGGAAAUUUUUUGCUUUAGUUCGUUAUCUGUCAACUCAUUCAUAAGGAAAUGGCAUUGCGCAUUAAAUAGAUAUCAUGAUCAUUGCCGAGUAUCAGCUAUUAAAGCGUUUUGCUGAAUAUUAAGCUAACGUUAGCAAUAACAUGCUAACCUUUUUUAUCUCCGCUCGUUCGAUCAUGCGGUUUGAUGCUAGCCGAUAAGUUUCCUUAGACGUGCUUCUUGUAAUGACUUGGGGUCUUAUUCCUCUUACUUUAUAUCCAUAAAUUAUGAACUUAAGGAAUUUAUUGAUUAAAAAGAAACUAUCAUUAAACAAACUGGUGAUGCUAGCUGAAGCUAGCCACCUGCUGAGCUAGCCAACAUUGUUCGCUUUCAGUGAGACGUCUACAGAAUGCUCAUCAUUUCACAUUGUGUCCACAAUUGAUUGAUAUCCUAGUCUGCGUUGAGGUGGUACAGUGGCUGCUAGCUGCAACAUUAGCCCUUUAUUUUUAUUUUUUUAAUCCAAGUGGGCUGGCUGUGGAUACUGUGCUUCGGACGGCGUUUCCCCCAGGUGCUGGGUAGCGCAUCAUUAUGAAUCCGGUGGACGCAACCGCGCUGUAUGUGUCUGCCACCCGGGCAGUGCUGCAGUGUGACCCGCUAAAUCCUCACACCUUCACAGAGAUGUACAAGCAGUUACCCUUCUUCCGUCAGUCUCUGGCAUGUGUUGUCUGUGGUAAACUCCUUGAGGAUCCCAUUUCCCCAACACACCCAGAGUGUCAGCAUUACGUCUGCUUGGGCUGCAAAGGCCAGAAGAUGCAGAUGAGGUCAUCGUGCAGCCGCUGCAAAGACUAUUCCUGCUUUCAGGAGAACAAGCAGCUGUCUUUACUGGUGCAGUGCUACAGGCAGCUCUGCCUCUAUGUAACCCAUUCACCACUUCUUCAGUCAAUCAGCAGCCACGUGGGAGGCUCCCCAGAGGUCAUGGCCUUGUUGGAGGAGGUGCUUAUGUCCCACAAAGAGGAGACGGAGCAUCAGGAAUCAGCAGAAGAGGAUGUAGGUCAGUCUGCACCUGAGUCUCUAACACCCACAGAGGCACCGCCUGCUCCUGCAGAACUCUCAGCCAUUCCUCAGAGCUCCUCCUCGGAGCCUCUCUGCUUCAAUGGACCGCUGGAUUGCAAUGGAGAAGCACUGGAGGAUCCGUCUUCUCCUGAGCUGGAAGUAUGUGAGGUGGUAGAAGAGCAGCAGCAUCUGGGUCUGUCUGUGUCUGAAACCACUGGGAACGGCUUCGAACUGGGUCUGAGCACUGCACCUUUAACCCCAACAAUAGGCACUGUGUGCUCACUCAGGGAAGGGGAACCUAAUACCAGGGAGGUGGAGGAGGGGGAAGUGUUGCUUCUCAGCGUGGAAGAGGUGUUACAAACGCUGGAUCCCCUUCAGCCUGAUCGAGACACUCUUCACGUGAACCCAGAUAGAACGCACAUAGCCACAGACAAAACGCACACUCAUAUGUACAUACAGCUGGACGCAGCCCACAACUACACACAGAUUCACACGGGCAGGACUCACAUGGCAGCACACCGCGCCGGUCACACGCACUCCUCUGCCUUCGAGCCUCCUCCUGCCUCCAAACCGCCACAAGCCAGGCCCACCCGGAAGCGGUCCCGUUCGGAGAGCGACAGGGAAAAGGUGAACCCUGUUCCCAUCACCUCCAUCCUUCAAGAUUCAUCUCCUCAAUUACUCACUCCGAGCCCUUCGCACAUGCUGCAUACAAAGCUUCCCAUGGCUUCCCUCACUGUACCUGCGCACACAUACUCAUCUGUUCCCAACGGCGCGUUCCCCAAGCACAGCCGCCCCACGCAGAAUCACAACAAAGGUGCCAGAAAACACGUAGACCCCAACUCUAAGAAGGCUCACACCAAGGCCCGCAGCACCGGAGGCUCCAAGACGAAAGACCGGAGCAAAGAUCAGCGGCCGAUGCCAGGCUGUGUGCUGCCAACGCCACCCGUCAGACCUGCCUACAAGAAGCCAGUGGAGAAGAAGGGCUGCAAAUGUGGCAGAGCUACCCAGAAUCCAUCAGUUUUAACCUGCAGGGGGCAGCGCUGUCCAUGUUAUUCGAACCGGAAGGCGUGCUUGGACUGUAUCUGCCGAGGCUGCCAGAACUCCUACAUGGCCAACGGCGAGAAGAAGCUGGAGGCGUUCGCCGUGCCAGAGAAGGCUUUGGAGCAGACACGCCUCACCCUCGGGAUCAACCUGACCAGUAUCACGGCGGCCGCGGCGCUCCGCAACCCGGCGACCACCAGCAUCCGCACUAACACCCUCCUCAACGUCGCCACAGCGACAGGGACCCCAGUGACCACAGCUUUUCUGUCCGCCACCCCCCCGCAGGAUCCUAACUUUGACGACAGCCUGGAGCUGCUGAUUGGCUAAAAGGCAGGAAAUCCCCCCAAAAAACAACAGAUUGGUGCUGAUUGAAUGUGAUGGCUGAUCAUUGACCUGUUACCCCUCACUCCUCUUCCUCCAAGGGGACUCGGCUCAUGGCAGCUAUGUGUCUAUCCUGUUCUAUAACCUGCUGUUUCUCUGUACUGGAAAACGCUGACUAGUGAGAUUAGCAUGGGUGUGCCAAAGCCUCCGGUAUCGUGCCUGUGCACUGGUGUGUAUCGUUGUCAGUCUGUAGGUAUAAUCUGUUCCAAGGAUGUUCUGUACUUCACAGGUGCUUUUUGUUUUGCUCAUAGACCACAGAGUUACUGUAAGAGGCAAUAGAAACCCAUUCCAAGUUUUGUUUGUUUGCACACAAGUAUGUGCAAGUAAAAAAAAUAUUAAUGAGCAUCAUUUCAUCACAAUUUCAUUUCAUCACAUUUCUACCAUUCUGUUAUCCCUAUAUUUAUAAAAGGCAUUAUUUUAUCAUCAGAACCCAGACUUAUCAUGGUCACAGUUUGAUCAUAAAAUCAGACUAAGCUACGGAUCAUCCACUCUGCCUAAAUCCUGUCAGCUGUUUGGAAAACCACGUUAACAGCCUACAUUUUGCUUCCCCUGAGAUCAGUCUGAUGAGGUAGUUUGUGAGAACUUGAGAAACACCUGUUUUGGUCAUCAUGGCAAUAAGAGAAGGAACGGAGAGACUCACUGCUCUUAACCUUAUUUUUUUCUUUCCCAGUUACUGAAAAAUAACCACACCCCUGUCAUGUCUAUGUAGGUAAAAUGAAGCCAUAGUUAAUCAGCAACACCCCUUCAUCCUCACACACACCUUGUGUCCUGAUUAAUCAGAGAUUAUACCAAAUUAUUUUUGAUACUGUCAGAGGUUUGGUAUCCAUGUUUAGUUUUUCAGUUCUAUCACAAACAUUUCAAGAGGCUGUGCAUUAUCAGUGUUUGUGUUUACUGUCUCAGCUCUGACUACAUGCCCGUCAGUCCAGCAUUGGUGACCAAAAAGAAAAAACAAUUGACCGAAGAGAAAAACUCACCUUUUUUCUCCUCGUGGACCAGGAGAGUGGCAGGCGGACUCCAGUAUGAUCAGCAAACAUGUCCUAUCUUCCCGUGUGCGCUCAUUUCAAAGGAUGUAUUCGUUUCGGGCAUUACUUGAACCUCUAAUUUUGUGGGUUUUUUUUGUUUAUAUAUAUUUUCUUUUGCAAUGUAAAAUAAAAAUAUCUUGUUUGAGGAGGAACAAUUAUUGCUUAAAUAUUCACUGCCAUAUUAUGGUGACAUGUAACACAACAUGAAUAAA